AUGAAAGGAGUGAUGAGAUUUUGGAAGAAAGGAAAGCUCAGCCCAAUGUAUAUUGGUCCAUAUGAAAUACUGCGAAAAAUAGGCAAAGUAGCUUAUAGGUUAGCCUUACCUAUAGAGCUUAGUAAAGUACAUGAUGUAUUCCAUGUGUCCCAAUUGAGAAGGUACAUUCCUAAUAAAUCCCAUGUUUUACAACCCGAAACCAUUAAGUUAGAUCAAAGCUUAAGUAAUGAAGAAAUACCUGUCAAGAUUCUUGACAGUAAAGUGCGUAGUACACGCAAUAAUAAUGUUAAAAUUGAAAAAGUGAUUUGGUCCAACUAUGAAUAUGAGGAAGCCAUUUGGGAGGCAGAAGAUGAAAUAAAAAAGAAGUACCCAGAGUUGUUUCAGAAACCCAAAACUACACAAGCCUUAGCAAAAAAGGCAAACAACCAUCAUGGUUUUAAGUUUAACCUUACCACCUUCUAG
Molecule: messenger RNA, 462 nt
Organism: Chenopodium quinoa (quinoa)
Lineage: Eukaryota; Viridiplantae; Streptophyta; Magnoliopsida; Caryophyllales; Amaranthaceae
Exons: 2
Coding region: 1-462 (153 amino acids)
Source: RefSeq, a predicted model, not a curated record